GAUCUAGAAGUGUCACAGUGAAUCCGGAGCGCCGCCAACUCGCAGGCGUUCUGUUUUAUUUAUUUUUAUUCUUGAAAUGGAAGAUAAAUCUGAAGAUUAACGAACUCAACCUAGAGUCCGACAGAAACCGAGGAACUUUAUUUCUAAGAAAGGACGAGCGGAGGCAGCCAGAGGACGAGAGCUGAUUGUUUAGGUCGAGCAGAAGCACGGGCAGCCAGCCGGGUGAUCUGAGUGUUUCCUGGCUUUGAUGCGAUCCGACUGUACCUGGAGCAUGUCCACAGUGGGCCUGACUGCCCAGGAGAUCUCUUUUCCCAUCACAAACCCCUUCCUCCGGGGCAGCUACUGUCACAGCAUGGCUGGAUCCAAGCCCUCCUGGCCCUAUCGCCAUGAGCCCACGGAGAACUUCUACUUUACUGUGAACACUUCAAACAUAGAUCACAGCUAUCGAACACAGCAAAAAGGGCCACCACCAGCCUACGAAAGACACAAACACAGUCCCAGCUCACAAAGAUUACCUCCGAAGAAAUCCCGGCCUGCCCAUCUGACCCUGUCCUGCAACACAGACUCACCCGCUCCAAGUCCGGCUGAUGAUGACCAGGUGGUCCCCUCAUUCCAGAGGCUCUCAUUCAACGAAUACAACAGCCCGCCAGCGACGCCAGACAGAUGUUCGAGGCCUCUUCCACCCAUCCCCCCACAAACAGACAUCUCCCCUGAGCAGGCUAUGGACAACGAGGUAGAAUUUUUCACAAGUACGGACGAAAGCUGCCUGGUGGCUAACGUUGACCAGUGUUCCAAAUUAUCUCCUUUUCGAUAUGGACUUCCUAGCCGAAGGAGCUUCAGGGACUGUGGGCAGAUUAACUAUGCUUAUUACGAUGGUCCUUUAGGACCACAAAGCCAUCAUCAGCCCCAACAGCACCACCAGACACAUCCACCACAGGAGGUGCGAGAACAAUAUGAACAUAAACGACAGGAACCACCCGAGCCCGUGGUCUGUCCGAAACCGCAGGACAAGACUCAAAGGAGACUACGACGUUCUCACUCAGGCCCGGCGGGCUCUUUACAUAAGCCCUCACUGCUGCGCCUCCCAUGCGCCAGACGUCACGCCAGCGGUAUGGAUAAACCUGACGUGCCACCCCCUAUCCCUCCACGUUUACUCAAGAACGCAGACUGCCGCCGCUGGUCAGCAGAGGUCUCGUCUGGGGCUUACAGCGAUGAGGACAAACCACCCAAGCUGCCCCCCAGGGACCACUUGUCCAGAGGAAGUUCCCGCACUCCUAGUCCCAAGAGUCUGCCCUCAUACAUCAACGGCGUGAUGCCCCCUACACAAAGCUUUGCACCAGAUCCGAAGUACGUAAGCGGUCGGGUUGGUUUACACAGACAGAACAGUGAGGGCUCUCCCUGCAUCCUUCCUGUGAUGGAGAACGGCAAGAAGGCCAGCGCCACACACUACUACCUUCUGCCCGAGCGCUCUGCUUUUACAAAUUCCCCUUGUGACUGCCACUCCAAGAGGAAAGUGGAUUUAGUUUAGUUUGAAAUGUUCUAGUUGAAGUAGUAGAGGACUCUUUUGUAGAUGAGCAAAAAAAAAAAAAAAAAAAGAAAACACUU
Molecule: messenger RNA, 1605 nt
Organism: Austrofundulus limnaeus
Lineage: Eukaryota; Metazoa; Chordata; Actinopteri; Cyprinodontiformes; Rivulidae
Gene: errfi1a
Product: ERBB receptor feedback inhibitor 1a
Exons: 4
Coding region: 248-1528 (426 amino acids)
Biological process (GO): regulation of keratinocyte differentiation; negative regulation of epidermal growth factor receptor signaling pathway
Source: RefSeq, a predicted model, not a curated record